UUAUUUACUCCUCAAGAAUCGUUCAUCUCUGCUGACCUCCCUCGUCGUCCUCCACUCCGCUCUCCAACGCCACGGACGCGUCCCAAUUAAACCCUACUCUCUCUCUCUCGUUAUUUCCGCCUGCCUCCCGCAGAAAAAAUCAGACAGAAUAAGCGGAGGGGAAGGGAGAGGAAGAAGGAAACAAAAGACGAAUUCUCUGGGGGUGAAUAUGGAGGUGGCGGCCGAGUGCGCCGGCGGCGCGAGGGUCAAGAAGGAGGCGGACCUCUUCCUCGUCGACGACCUCCUGGACCUGCCGUGCGACGAGGAGGAGGAGGUGCAGGAGGCGGUGGUGGAAGAGGGGGAGGGGGAGGGUGGUAAGGCGGGGGUUUGUGGCUCCGGCGCCGGCGGUGAGGAGGGUGCCGCGGGGAACGCGUCCAACGACUCGUCGACUGUGACGGUACUGGAUAGCUGCAGCAACUCCCUCUCCGGUCUCGCCGACGGGGACUUCUCCGGCGGGCUUGUCGAGCCGUACGACCAAUUGGCGGAGCUGGAAUGGCUGUCCAACUACAUGGGCGAGGACAACUUCCCCACGGAGGACCUCAAGAAACUGCAGCUCAUCACCGGCAUCCCGCCGGCCUCCUCCUCCGCCGCCGCCACGGCGUCCGUUCCCGCUCCCGCGGCCGCCGCGGCGCCGCCCGCCGGCGGCGUGCUGCCACCGGAGGCGCCCGUGCCAGGCAAGGCGCGCAGCAAGCGCUCCCGCAUCGCGCCAUGCAGCUGGGCCUCCCGCCUGCUCGUGCUCCCGCCCCCUCCCGCGUCGCCGCCGUCCCCGGCGUCCGCGGCCAUCUCGCCGUCCGAGUCCGGCACCGCGGCGCCGGCGUUCCCGGCCAAGAAACCGUCGAAGCCCGCCAAGAAGAAGGAACCGCUGACAACCCCGGCGCCGAACGCCGCCGCCGCCGCCGCGGCGGCUGCGUCGGCCGGGGAGGGGAGGAGGUGCCUGCACUGCGAGACCGACAAGACGCCGCAGUGGAGGACGGGGCCCCUGGGCCCCAAGACGCUGUGCAACGCGUGCGGCGUCCGGUACAAGUCCGGGCGCCUCGUGCCGGAGUACCGCCCGGCGGCGAGCCCGACCUUCGUGGUGUCGAAGCACUCCAACUCCCACCGCAAGGUGCUCGAGCUGCGCCGCCAGAAGGAGGCGCACCUGCACCCGCACCACCAGUACCAGCCGCAGCCGCAGGCGAUGGGGCACGUGGGCGCCGGGGCCGCCGGCGGCCUAAUGCACGCGCCCAGCCCGCUGCUGUUCGACGGGCCAACGGGGCCACUCAUCGGCGACGACUUCUUGAUCCACAACCGCAUAGGGCCGGACUUCCGUCAGCUCAUCUAGGACGUCGUCGCCUUUGCUUUGCGCUAGAGUUGAUCCAAUAGCCCAGGAAUAAUGCAGCAAAACCAGAAACUGAUCUUUUCUAGGAGGUUUUUCUCCAGGUUUUAAUUAUCUGCCAGUCCUUUUUGGAACCCUUAAUUUUGUUUCUCUCUCCAUUUCUCAGCUUUUUUUGAGCUUUUUUAGACUCUUCUCGGAUUUUGAGUUCCUGACCCCUUAGAAAAUAAUUCUAGGGAGUUGAUUUCUUAGCCUCCUUUUUUCCCCCCCUUUCUCUCUCUUUCGUAGCAUCUUUUGAUUUGUAUAAUGCAGAGCUCCUAGAGGAAGAGUAAACAAGCAGUUUUAAGUUCAAACUCCAAAGCUAUAGUUUAUGUGAA
Molecule: messenger RNA, 1728 nt
Organism: Setaria italica (foxtail millet)
Lineage: Eukaryota; Viridiplantae; Streptophyta; Magnoliopsida; Poales; Poaceae
Product: GATA transcription factor 12
Exons: 2
Coding region: 209-1360 (383 amino acids)
Biological process (GO): positive regulation of DNA-templated transcription
Cellular component (GO): nucleus
Molecular function (GO): sequence-specific DNA binding; zinc ion binding
Source: RefSeq, a predicted model, not a curated record